AGCAGAGGGCAGCAACAGAACAUCACACAGUGCAACAGAGCUCAGAUCUGGGAUCAGUGUUGAUCUCUCAGCCUUCAUAAUCCAGACAGAGUUCCUCCGGAGUCUCUUCGGGGAGACCAGAAACAGCUCGACUGAAAGUCCCAGCCAUGGAAGGCGACAACAUAAUAAUGCCUGUUUAACCCUGGGACGUUUAUCAAGAUGCCAGGCCUUUUGUCCAGUCCUGUGUGUCUGACAGUCAUCUGGUUUUUAUCUUGGUCGCUGCAUCUUAGUUGUGCUCAGGUUUGGACCUAUGAAGUGUCGGCCGUGCAGUAUGGGCGCUUGGAGUCGAAUGUGACACUGGCAUGCGGGAAAUCACAAAUCAGAACACCUGUGGUGUGGCAUCUCAACCACAGCUCAGCGCUGCCAUGGCACAGAGUGGCAUCAGACGGCACGCUGGUCCUGCUCCACGUCGAGCACACGGCGCAGGGCGUCUACAGCUGCUAUGAUAACCAGGGGCUGCUCCUUCACUCUGUCAAACUCAGGCUCGGCCAUCCCCCGGGGCUACUGAGCGUUUCCUGUCAAGUGCCCAAUCACACACAUGUCCGCUGCUCAUGGGUGGAAUCAGUGAAGACCUUCCUGCCAGCCCAGUAUAAUGCCUCCUUCAGGGGCAACGGUCAAGAAUGGCGGCCAUGUGUCCUGGAUGUCGCCAGGAAGCAUUGUGACGUGGAUCACCCGGCCUUCUGGCAGACCAUCCACACCCUUAGGAUCACCGAGACCAACGGCCUUGGGUCUGAGACAACAUAUGUCCGCUUUAGGUUACACGAGCUGUUGAAACCAGACCCUCCAGAGUCAGUGCUGGUGAAGGACCUGGAAGGUUACCCAAAGAGACUGAUCGUCUCGUGGGAGAUUCCCUCCUCGUGGCCGUUGCACGACGCGUUCCCCCUAAUAUUUCAGAUCAGAUACAGACCACAGGGCUCUGCAUACUGGUCAGAGGUUUACUCAGAGGAAAGUCCUGUCGUGAUAUUCGAUGCUCUGGCCGGCUACGUGCACCAGGUGCAGAUACGCGCCCGUGACGAGGUCAACGCUGAGAGCCAGUGGAGUGAAUGGAGUCCGCUGCUUUUAGUCCGGCCCUGGGAAGCAUACUCAACCCCCGACCCUACAGAGGAUCUUCCACCAGAUGCAACAGACUAUUUCUUCCCUUUCAACGCAAAGCCCGAAAACGCAACUGAAAAGUCACACAAUCCUGAACUUGAGGGCGACGGUAAUUUGGGUUUGGUGAUUUUGCUGGUUUUGUUCUCCGUGGUCAUCCUCAUCACCGUCCUUUCCCUCAUCUAUGUUGUGUGGGUGAGGCAGCAGCGGCGUGAUCAUGUGACCAAACAGGAACUCACCUCUAUGGUCAAGAUGAAGUCCAUGCCAAUCUAAAGUCCAUUUCAAGUAUCCUCUGUUCAUUGGCCCGUUCUAGGGCUCCACCUUGGAGUCGGCCUCCGCCGACCAUCCACAUCCAUCUACGUCAACCACAACGCAACAGAGUCCUUCAGGAUCCGGGGGGGGGGCGGGGCGACAGGGACGAAACACGUAUACAGGGAAACUGCAGAAGAACAGACAAGCUGCAGGAUUUCCCCCCCUGGACGUUUACCUGCAGCACCCACUCCCCCGCCCACAGCGACACACGAUCCGUUCCGUCACGUCAGCAGCUUCACUGCAACUCCCUCCUCGGCAGACAGGGGGCGAGCAACCCUGCAGUGGGGGGCGGGACAUUAACGUUCACUCACUACCGAUUUGCUGCUUCACGUGGACAUGGAUCCCUCGAGAGGGGAGACGAUAACCUUUGAAACUUUAAAUAACGAUUAAUUAACGACAGGAAGUGCAGCUGCCAAACAGGAGAACAUACAGUAGGUUUGCUUUUGAGAGAGAACUCACUCACUCACUCACUCACUCACACGCUCACUUUUAUUUUGAAUUUAGUUUUUUUGCUCACAUUCAUCGUGAGACAAAGAUGAACCGUUUGUCUGUUACGACACCAACUGCCCGACCGACUCAAUGCUGUGAAGGAAGCAUAACUGCCAGUCUCUCUCUCUCUCUCUCUCUCUCUCUCUCUCUCUCUCUCUCUCUCUCUCUCUGCAUCUGAUGCCAAAGCAGCGACAGUGGGCAUUAUGGUCUGAGCUGAGGGGGCAGGAAAAAGGUCCAGGCGAGGGCGACCUGGGUUAUUUAGACUAUAUUUUCCAUUUAUGACGAGUGAUUUUUUCUUUUUUUUAAGUUGCAUGAUGGUUUUUUUUGUUUUGUCGUCUGAUGUUUUUGUAUUUUUGUGUUAUACCUCUUGUCCUUCCCCUCCAUCCGUAGUUGUUGUGCGUGGAGAAUGGAAGGAGUUCGGGAGAAGAAAGAGAGAUGCAGGCCUUUCACAAACCCACCAGCAUCAGCACGUAGUGAAGAGUAUAGAUAUUAGAUAUUAGAUAUUUAACUCUUCUGUCUGAACUAGAAAACACUUCUUUCUCAGGUUUGGUCAUAGUUUAACGUCGCAUUGAGUCAGUUCAACUUGGAAAUAAUCGAUUAUUCCCUCAUUUAAUCAAGGAAUUUGAUUUUAAACGAGUAAUUCCUCCGCUUUUAGCACUUGGCCCUUAUUUUGAAAUUAAUACGUUAUAAACGUUGAGCUUUUGAGUCUUUUGCCUCCAAUAUCUGUCACUGAUACGAUUAAAAAAAAUGAUAGAUUAUAUCCAAAAAUGUAAAAUUAUAUGCAGAGAACGUUUUAAGACCAGAGUAUAUUAAGAAAAAAAUCACCUUAGCUUCAAGUCUUUGGGGAAAUUGCACUUAUUAAAGGUCCAGUGUGUAAGAUUUAGGAGGGUUUACUACGUAAGUGCACAAUUACCUAAAAAAAAAGCCUUAAAAAUAAGCCUUUUUAUAUAUAGUCGAGAGGGGAAAAGAGAAGUUGAUUGUGGGUUGCAAUCUGCAGUUUCACCAUUAGAUGUCACUCAUUCUUACACACUGGACCUUUAAGUAACUUUGACGUUGUGUCUUUUCAAUAAUUAUGGAGAAAAGUGAUGGACUCACAUGCAGCCAGUGCACCAGCAGCAGCAGAACAUGGAGCAGCGGUUACCACGGAAACACGUGCACACACAGUGAGUUGAACCCAGAACACUACAGUGUGUUAAGAAUGAAUGAAUGAAUGUGGACGAGGAGGUUUUUGGUUAAGGGAUCCUCUACAUUUCUGAGGGGAAAAUAGUGAAGUUUAAGAGGAAAAAUAAACAAGGACAAACUCCGUCUUUAUCGCCAAUGUCAGUGUAGCUGAAAGUAGCAGCGUUUUUUUUACGAUUGACAUCAUUGGAAUCCCAUGAGUGUGUUCCGACCUCAACGUGGGAAUUUCUGACUCCCUGAAACGCACCAUGAGAAAAGACUUGACCCGGAGCGACUCUAUACUUGUGUGUCACAACCCACAGACUCAUAGGAAAUAGAGACAUUUAUUUUGGGGUGACGAGUGUUUGAAAAGUGUCUGAAAAUACCUCCAAUGCAGUCGAGCAGUUUUUGUUUUGUGUUUCACUUCUGCCUUUGACACCUGCAGCUAAAACCGUGUAUGUGUGUGUGUGUGUGUUCCAUUCUCUUUCUCUGGCUGUUAAAAUCAUCUGUAGAUUCACAUUUCUCUUGUGAUCUGUUGAUUGACUGACUGACUGUGCAAUUUGUCCAAAAACACAAGGUGCAUCUGGGUCUUUUUAUUUUUUGGACGACUGUAUGUUCUCUCAAGCUAGCUCUUCAUAUUAUGCAUGAAUCCAGUUGAAGCUUCUUCGUCUUCUUUAUUUUUCUUUUUGUAUAUUAUUGUAUAUCACACUUUUAAAAAACAAAAAGUUCAUAUGUUUAUGUGUAGAAAACAAAAAUGUCUGUGGAACGUUUUCACACACAUGGUUUAUAUCAGCUCUGACUAACAGUUUUACACUAAUUAUUUUAAAAACCUGUAGAUAUUAGGGACUGAUGUUAUCUUUAACAUUGACCUUAAAGGUAUUUUAAGUAAGAACUGUUAUUAUUUGGCUGUUGGAUGAACUGAAAUUGUAAGAAAUCAAGACAUAGUUAAAGAUAACAACACAUUAUUAGACAAUAGAAUGAAAAAAAAAUGUUUUAAAAGGGGUAGCAGGAUCAUAACAUCUGGUAAAAAUUAAGUAACUAAGUUUUUUUUAAAUGGAUAGAAGGAAUACAAGAUGUUAAAAAUUGAAGGUACAUAGAAAUGUAAAAAAAUGUAAAAACAUUGAAAAGUUUCUGAAAAUCUAUAAAACAACCUCACAUUUAUAUAUUAGUUUAGUUUAAAGCACUAAAACUAAAAAGAAAAAGAGUCAUUAAUAUGCAUUUUAAGUCCUAGAUGUCUAAAAUCUUAAAUAUAAUACCUUUAAAUGCCCCAAAUUAAAUACUAUAGGCAGAGGCAGUAGAUUUACUGGAAAAAAAUAAUAUUUUUCAACAACAAAAAAAAAAACAAAAUAAAAGGAAACUCGUCAGAAUUUCAGGCUUCCAUAGAAUCUGUAUUUCCAGAGAAUAAAAAUCCCUCAAGUGUUUUAAGGGAGAUUCCUGCUGUUGACUGAGCUGAUGAUAAUCCAUGUCUGUGGAAACUUCCCUCACUCCUGUGUGUGUUUGUGUGUUUUGUUGUCUCUGUCCAGUGAUAUGAAGCUGUGUUACUGUACAUUUACUGUAUGGACAAUGUGUUUACUGAACUCAUCGAUAUCCUCCUCCUCCUCCUUUUCUUCCUCCUCUUCUUCCUCCUUCUCAUUUUGUGUCACUCCUUUGUUUGUCAGAUGAACCACAGAUUAUUGUGUUUUUGUUUUUGUUCCUGCAUCAUUUCCCCUGUGCGUCACUCAAAGACAGCCACGUAGUCUCCAUCAAGAAAAAAAACAUUCAUUUUGUACAGCAGAUUAUUAAAAACCAAUAUUUUAAAAAAAAUAUAUAAAGUAAAGUAAAACAUGUGUCCAAUAUUUUUUAACUGGAUUUAAAGUGCUCAUCUUAAAAUAUCAAAAUUAUCAGAAGCUAUUUUGUAAUAAAUUCACCUUGUUUAGGUCACUAAAUAUGAUGUGUUUACAAUCUAAAAAGCCAGGAAUUCAAUCAGGAGAGAUUUUUAUGAUAUAUUUUUGUCUAAACUUCGAGUCAGAAGCAUCGUGACGUAGGGUUUCAUGUGGGUAAUGUGCAUUAUUAGUGCUUUUUACUCAAGGUUCAAGUGUAUCCGUGUUUGUUUGUUGCUUUUUCACUGCUGUGUUGUUUCCUCUUGUGUUUCCGUCAGUCCUCGUCCGUGUUCCUCUGCAGUAUGUGACAGCAGAUGGAGCCUGUUGGUUUUAGUUCUUAUAACUCAAAUUGCACUCAGGCAUCCAUUCUCAGAUGUACAUAGUUUUGUUUUUGUUUUGUUUUUUGCUUUAUUUGUACGACAGAUAUCACCAUAAGCUGUUUUUUUUCCUCUGUCUUUGUAUGUUUCCGUGAAAUAAAUACUAUUUUAUCACA
This is a messenger RNA of Solea senegalensis (Senegalese sole), 5439 nucleotides long. It is a transcript of the gene il11ra, whose product is annotated as interleukin 11 receptor, alpha. Gene Ontology annotation, biological process: cytokine-mediated signaling pathway. The transcript is spliced from 14 exons. Gene Ontology annotation, molecular function: protein binding; cytokine receptor activity. The coding region runs from base 199 to 1401 and encodes 400 amino acids. The record is from RefSeq and is a predicted model, not a curated record. Gene Ontology annotation, cellular component: external side of plasma membrane; membrane. NCBI's taxonomy places the organism in Eukaryota, Metazoa, Chordata, Actinopteri, Pleuronectiformes, Soleidae.